CGCGUCUGUUUGUUUACUAUCGAGGGGCACAAAGAUGGCGGAUAGCAACCGUUGUCAAGACCGGUGUCACGUGGGUGAAAGCCAAGAAUUGAACAUUUAUUUAUAUUAUGCCAAGCCAUGCAUUACGGCGCGGCUUGAUUGGCAUAAUAUAACUUUGACAAAACGCCUAAAAAGACUCUUCUUGAUAUAUAAUUGCAGCAGAAUUAAUAGACUGGUUAGAACUUGUGGUAUACCUAUCGGCGCAAAGAGGAUCGACGUCCACUAUUGACAAGAUCUUCAGCUCUAGAUAUGGUGUCGCUGUCAAAGCGCAAUGCUCUACGAGACCCAUUCAGCCGCAUCAACUAGCUCUUACUAAGAACAGACGUGCUGAGCUUUGUCAACACCCUAAAAACAUACACAUAAGGAAAGAUAGCGAAAUUAAAGAGCCGAAUAAAGUGGUUAGCCCUGAUCAAUCUGCUGCUAACAAUGAUUUUGGUCAAGAAAUGAGUUCAUCCUCAUCACCAAGUGUUAGUAUCGACUCUGCACAUGCGCAAGAUCGUGACGAGUCCUGUGAUAAAGAUACUAAAGAUAAGAAUAGGAACGCGUCACCAGGUUACGAAGACAAGGCCGAUAAUUUGAUGUUGUUGUCGUCUAUCGCUAGUCGAAUGGGCAUAGACGCUCAAGAUGGAAGUAAAAACAGUUUCCUUAAUUCUUCCCCCUCCGGACAAAUUUCAAAUGGAGCAAUGUCAGCAGCCACAAACACCUCAAGGGAAGAAGAUUGUGCCACCAGCGGACAAGAGCGAGGUUGUCCACGUAGUGGAUUCCUUAAAAAAGUCUUCGUUCUCCCCGCAAAUUCUCUCUACCUGCCAUCACAGUCUGAGCUUUGCAAACUUAGAGGAUCAAGAAGCUCUUAUUGCAAGGUGUUUUUCAAUGCGGAAAUGAAUGAAACCGAUGUGUAUGAACAAAUCAGAAUGGCAUUUGAUGAUCUUGUGGGCUUCUCGUUUCGUUUGGCAGUCGUCGAUCAGACGGGCAAGCUAGUUUUCUACGAUGGAUUUUGGACAGGCAAGGUCAUAAGAAGAAAACUUCGUGGCAAUUCGGUCUUGUAUGUCGUGCCGGUAGUGGAGAAGACCAUACAGAUUGAUUGCAAAAGUGCUGUGUGAUGCCUCGAUCUUCUUUGCAAUUGUCGUUUAGUACAGCCUCCUUUCUCCUCUCCAUUCCCCUUCGCUGCGCGCAUGCUGCUAAUCUAUUGGACAAGCUUCAAGCAUUAAAUUUGGAAAGACGAAAUUCAAACAUUAAGAAUGGGCUUAAUCAAGUUAAAGAAACUUAGAAAAGGAAGAUAAAGCCGCUUUAAACGAAUCUUAGCGUACGUUUUCAAAAGUCAAUUUUAACUAGAAUUUAUACAUGAUGCAUUAGAAAGAAAUCAAAUGUUCUGUGUACGUCCGGUACCUGGGUCUAAAAGUUUAUAAAAAUAUUUAUGUGAAAAUAGGAAUCAAUAUUUUUGUUAACGUGAAAAUAAAGAGAUUGAAUAUGCUGCUUAAAAUCAAA
Messenger RNA from Actinia tenebrosa (Australian red waratah sea anemone), 1524 nucleotides. RefSeq lists its product as uncharacterized. NCBI's taxonomy places the organism in Eukaryota, Metazoa, Cnidaria, Anthozoa, Actiniaria, Actiniidae. The record is from RefSeq and is a predicted model, not a curated record.